GCUGAGCUUAUUGCAUAGGCUACUUCUAAUCUAUUCAUUGCGUAUGCCUACUUGUAAUUCUCGUGUGGAUAUGAACACGAUGAUGGGUUUUCUGCUUGUGACACUUGCAAUGGGAUUAUUAUGCGGCGCUUCGGACACUGGUGGAUGCUUUCCAGUGGAGCACGCCUGCAAGGUGUUACGCAGGCACUGGCGACACCCACAACUGCCGCAGCGUAACCAGCUACCACCGAUGCCAGUAUCAAGUUGCCCUGAGUUCAAGCUCCAAUCGUCAUCCGGCAUUAGUAACCGCUCCCUCUCGCCCUGGCGCUACAGGAUAGACGUGGAUAAAACCAGGUACCCGGAGGAGAUUGCGAUGGCUGAGUGCCUGUGCGCUGGCUGUGUCAUAGACGGAAAGGAGAACAGGGAAUACAACUCCUUUCCAGUCAGUCAAGCUAUGAUGGUCGUUCGGAAGAAGGAGUGCUCUGAAAAAGGCCGAUAUUCCUUUAAAACGGAAAUGAUCCAAGUACCAGUUGCAUGCACCUGCCUGAAUCCUAAGUCUGCGUAAGUCUUCAGAAUAAGGGCAUUCAUGACUAACUCUUUAAAAGAGUGAUAAAAGAAAAAAAAGUAGUGACAUGUUUCACGUUUUGUUGUGUUUGUUCUAAAAUGCAAACAAGUUACUAACUAAUAACACUAGGACUACUGCAUAUUGGGUUGCCGAUAGCAGAUGUUUUACAUUAAAAUAAGAAGGAGGCUAUACCUGAAGGCGUCUUAUCUUGGCGCUUCUGUGAUAGCGGUUUCUUUUCAUACAUAUUUAAAUUAUUUAUUAUGCAUGUUAUUAUUUAUUGGUGUAUAGGCCUACAUUUGCUAUUUGUAUUUUCUAUUUAUCAACAUUUGUUUGACAACUUUUCCUAAACGCAGCCUGUAAAUUAUGGGCAAUAUUGUUGAAGUUGUCAGAUUGGUUAUGGUUUUCAUGUUCUCCUCUUGUGACACUUAAGCUAUAUGUGUAUAUCUAUGUUAAUAAGAUAUGUUAAUAAAAACAUUUGUUAAUAUAUUGUGGCAUUUAAUUAAAUAGCCUACACCAUUUGGAUCAUCAUGGUUUUGCAUCCAUCAUGAUGCUAUACUCUUGCUAUACGUUUUUUGCUGUUUACUUUAAGAGAUGUAUUACUUACAUGCAAAGUUACUGAAAGUUGAUCACCUCCACAACAGCAAUACUUGAUGAAUUGAAUGAUUUUGGCUACUUGUAAUAGGGCCUAGUACAUACUGAAGUGGGAAAUAACCUUUUUCUGUGUGUUUGAGGCCUGCUUUCACUCUCUCUCUGUCUCUCUCUCUCUCUCUCCCCCCCCCCCACACACACACACACACAAACACAUACACACAGUUAUAGUCUCUUUAUCUCUCUCUCUCUCACACACAUACACAUAGUUAUAGUCUCUUUAUCUCUAUCUCUCACUUCUUUGAUGAUCUCAUGUGCUGCUUACACAAACUCCCCAUGGGUUACAGAAAUCAUUGAUUGUAUUUGAUCUAUGUGUCAUUAGAAGUUGUAUGUGGGGUAUUACAUUGUGUGCUACUCAGUGCCUGAGAACAGGUGCUAUUCAGAUGGGAACUCUUUCGCUAAGCAAGAUUUACUCACAAAAUGUGUUCUUUCAUUUAUGUGUUAUAACUGCCUGAUUGUUCUCUUCAUCGGAUGUACUUCGUGUUGACACACCAAAAUGUCAAGCAUGAUAUUGACCUUGAUACCUGCAAAGGUCAAUCAUUGUACUAUACUGGUUGAUUCCUGUAAUAAACGUUGAAGCUUGUGAGCACA
Alosa sapidissima (American shad) is the source of this 1783-nucleotide messenger RNA. RefSeq names its product interleukin 17c (gene il17c). Gene Ontology annotation, cellular component: extracellular region. Bases 44 to 544 code for a protein of 166 amino acids. The record is from RefSeq and is a predicted model, not a curated record. Gene Ontology annotation, molecular function: cytokine activity. Lineage: Eukaryota; Metazoa; Chordata; Actinopteri; Clupeiformes; Clupeidae. The transcript is spliced from 3 exons. Gene Ontology annotation, biological process: inflammatory response.